AGGCGGAACAACGGGCUGGCUCGCAGAGGCGGCGCAGGGAAGGGCAAUGGCGGCGGCGCUGCUGUGCGGGGCGCUGCUGCCCUUGACCUCGGCGGCCAGCAGGCAAGUUCCUCCACUGAGUGCAGUCGCAGUGAGGCUUGCAUCAAAGAAAGCUUCAGGCAGCUCUAAAAAUCACGGUGGGAAAAGUCCUGGAAAACGUUAUGGCUUCAAAAAAUUAGAUGGACAAUUUGUCCAUGCUGGCAACAUACUGGCAACACAGCGGCUGAUUCGUUGGCAUCCAGGGGCUCAUGUAGGGAUGGGCCGCAACAAGUGGCUGUAUGCACUUGAAGAUGGGAUUGUGCGAUACACCAAGGAAGUCUAUGUGCCGACCCCCCGAUGCAAGGAGAGCAGAGAGGUGAUCGCUCACCUGCCCAGAGGAGCUGUGCUAUAUAAAACAUUCAUCAAUGUUGUUCCCACGACGGAGGUGGGGAGCUUCAAGUUGGUUGAUAUGCUCUGAGGCUUUUAGUGCCUCCCAGGAUGAUGACAAGGAACUGCCCAGACAGACUUAAGCCCUGACCCAAACAAGGGUGCUGUACUUUUGCUUGAUUUUUGUCUAGAUACUGGCUUCUGGCUGACAUUUGGAAGUUGAACAUGCAUGGAGCGCACACCAUCUCACAGCGAUAAACUUCUGGAGCACUUCUAAUGCACUGCCAGUUGAAUAAAGAUUGUCUGAUUUGGUUUUCCAAAA
This is a messenger RNA of Varanus komodoensis (Komodo dragon), 727 nucleotides long. RefSeq names its product mitochondrial ribosomal protein L27 (gene MRPL27). The coding region runs from base 47 to 496 and encodes 149 amino acids. Gene Ontology annotation, biological process: translation. Gene Ontology annotation, molecular function: structural constituent of ribosome. The record is from RefSeq and is a predicted model, not a curated record. Gene Ontology annotation, cellular component: mitochondrial large ribosomal subunit; ribosome. NCBI's taxonomy places the organism in Eukaryota, Metazoa, Chordata, Lepidosauria, Squamata, Varanidae. The transcript has 4 exons.